GAAAAUGCUUUUGUAGGUUUUUAAAAAGCUGACUUCCUUUGGUAUGGAUGAAUCACAUGAAGAUAAACUUCUUGCCAUGAAAGAUUACAUAAUGAAAUUACACAGAUCUAGAGCAGGGUCUGUGGAGACUCAACAAGAGUCUGGGUAUUCCCAUGGUAGAUUCUGUAUUGUGGGCCCAGGUAAAGCAAUAACCAGGAGACAUGCUGAAUUACUGAAACAGAAAGAUCCAAAACAACCGGGAGUGGAUCUAAGUACUUCCAGUCGUUCUUCUAAAAAGACAAAUCCAAAGGACCAAUCUGUAAACAUGAACUCUGAGUGGAAAAGUAUGUUUGGUUCCAAUGAGUCAGAUUCAUCCUCAAAUAGUUUGUCUCCAAAAGCCCGGACCCUCCAGAGAACUGCCGAGAGUCUGGAGAGGAAACUAAACACUUCACAGACCCUAAGUCAGACAUCCUCAUCAUCUGGAAGCUUUGUUACAAUGUCACAGAGUCAGGUGUCUUCCGAGGGGUCAGUUAGGUCCCUGACAGAGAAAAGCACCGACAAAAAUCCCACCACAAAAUAUCAUCCCUGUAAGAUAGCCUUGAGAAACAUUGUCCAUAAGAAGCGUGAGUUGUACUCGGCCGAGUCUAAAGACUUACUUGAGAUAGCCUGGGAGAGGAGACCCCCACCCAGUAACUGGAAACCCAAGGGGCUACUGGUGGCCCACCUCCAGGAACACAGGGCUGCAGUCAACAGGAUUCAAGUUUCUCAAGACCAUGCAUUCUUUGCCACGGCCUCUAAUGAUGGAACAGUCAAAUUAUGGGAGUCUGAAAAAUUGGAGGGAAACAGUGUUGCUAACCGCUCUAAACAGACCCUAAAGAAUACUUCUGUACCUGGAGAGAAAGUGAAAGGUUUAGUUUUCUGUGAAGCUCCUGGAUCCGCUCUUUCACUGGCCACAUUCACUGACAUGGGGGCAAUCAACAUUUACAAGAUAGAGACAGGGAAGGCCACCUGGAACAAGGCUAUUAAUGUUGACAAGUCAGACUAUGGAAACAUUGUAGAUCUCACAUACUUUGAUACAGGUGCCCAGUCUGUUUUAUCAUAUGCCACAGUCAAUGGGUUCCUAGUGGGACAUGAUCUCCACUCUAACAAGGAAGUCUGGAAACUCAGAAACGACCCAAAGUCAGGUUUGAUCACCUCCUUUGCUGUACACCACUCCCAGUGUUGGCUGGCUGUGGGGACCAGUAGUGGGACACAUGUCUGUUGGGACAUGAGGUUUCAGCUUCCUAUCAACUCCAUUGUUCAUCCUACAGGUGCCCGAGUAAGGAGGUUGAUCAUGCACCCCCAGGAGCAGUCCUGGCUGAUCUCAGCCACCCAAGGAAAUAAUGAAGUGUCCAUAUGGGAUGUAGAGACGGGGGCCAGACAAAAAGCCCUGUGGGCAAGUCCUACACCCACCCUUAGUCUUAAUCAGGCUAGUCACCAUUCUGUGUAUGGGUUACACAUCGCUGUGACAGACACCAAUGUGUUUAUGCUGACGGGAGGGUCAGACAUGAGGGCCCGGUUCUGGGACAUUUCCUACCCCGCCAACUCCUUCAUCCUGGCUGGGGCCGCCAGUGAUCCUGUACAACAGACAGGAGUCAACUACAGAGCAAAACUUGUAGACGGGGUGGAGGUGAUUCAGGAAUUCUACACAAAGAAACAAGUAACCAGUGAAGAUAACCCACGGCGGGGCCCCGAGGCCCCACCACAGGGGCACCGUGAUAUUAUUAGUGACAUUAACCUGUGUCAGACCUCUCAGUGUCUGGUUAUCACUGGGUCAAGGGAUGGAGUUGUCAAAGUGUGGAAGUGAUUGUAUAGUAAACAAUUUUAUGCUUGUCAUGCCGAAAUAGGCUCGUCAAGCUGGAAUACCUUGUCUGUGAUUCUCUAAACAGUAUGUGAGUUUGAAAAGAUGACUGUGGACCUGUUAAUCAAAACUUUAAAGACAAUGUUUAUAAAAAAUUGUCUUUUACUUGAUAUAAUCUUAAUUUAUCAUGGAAGAAAAACUACACAUGUAGUUGGCCACAUUGGCAAAAUUGUGCAAUACUUGAUAUACAGUCAUAAAGAAAAGAAAUACAUGUAAUAAAAUUUU
Saccostrea cuccullata (small rock oyster) is the source of this 2104-nucleotide messenger RNA. Its product is annotated as phosphoinositide 3-kinase regulatory subunit 4-like. Lineage: Eukaryota; Metazoa; Mollusca; Bivalvia; Ostreida; Ostreidae. Gene Ontology annotation, cellular component: phosphatidylinositol 3-kinase complex, class III, type I; late endosome; nucleus-vacuole junction. Bases 44 to 1825 code for a protein of 593 amino acids. The transcript has 14 exons. Gene Ontology annotation, biological process: macroautophagy; protein phosphorylation; autophagy of peroxisome. The record is from RefSeq and is a predicted model, not a curated record. Gene Ontology annotation, molecular function: protein binding; protein serine/threonine kinase activity.